AAUCAGGCUAAAUGAUUUGGCGUUAGUCUUGCCAAGUUAAAACAACCCAAGUUUUCUUCACCAAUUUAGAAUUAGAGAUUCAGAAAAGAGUUUACCCAAUUACCCGUCAAUUCAUCAUACGGGUGACCCGAAUUAAUCCAACCCGACCCGAAUUUCCUGAAUAGUUAACUGUCUUCUCUUCCCCAAAAUCUCACAUAAACCCUACACUUUCUUCUUCAUCUUUCUCUCUUUCUUUGCACUUCAAUUGCAGAACAAAAUUUAAAAUAAAAAAAUAAAUAAAAAUCUAAAAAAAUGAUAAAGAGAAGAUUCUACAGAGCAGACCGCGGCGACAACGACAAAGACGACGCAUCAUCGGAUUCUUCAUCGGAUUCCGAGGUUGAAGUUCGGAGCUCCGAUGAAUCGGAAGAAGAUGAACCAACACACAAUCAAGACGAACCCGAUUCCAACGUUGAUGCUGAUGAUGAUGACGACAAUGAAGAUGAUGUUCCAGCUCCUUCGAAACUCCAACACCCUUCUUCCUCUUCUUCUGGGUAUGAGAGUGAAGAUAGUUCUGCUAAUGAAAUUGAUGCUGAAUCAGGAGGUUUACUCGAAAAUGAUGAUGACAGUGGAUCUGAGAAAGAUGGUGAUCAACUAAAGGAGAGCCUCUUAUCCAGCAAAGAUAGUGGUGAAACAAUUGAGACACAGACUGAAGAUCAAUCAGCUGUGGAUGAUCUUCCAAGAUGCGUUUUGAAAAGCAAAUCAGUAUUCAAGUGCAGGCUUUGUCCGAAAAUUGUCUGUCUGAACGAGGAGAGUUUGAAAACCCACCUCAAAUCCAAGAGACAUUCAAGAUCACAGAAAUUACUGAAUGAAGGAAGAUUGAGGCGUUAUCUCAAUAGCGAUGGGGAAGAAGAAGUAGUAUCUGACGAUGAUUGUGAGACUCAUGCCGAAAGACAUGCAAGGAUUAUUGCCCUGGCACAGGACACAUCAGUGAAGAAAAGCAAAGGGCGGCAACGGCAAAGACAACGAUUAAAAAGAAAGAAGAAUCCUUCGACCGAGCCAGGCUCCGGACAACAGAAGGAGAACCGUGCUAAGAGGAGAAGAAAAAAUGCAGAUUGAUCCGAGUGUUUCAUACAUGGGGAAGACAGUGCUGUUACAUAUACACCGUAGCAAUUUGUUAUAGCCUGUAAACUGUUGUGAUACCGGAUACUGUUUUGUCAUCCAAAUUUUACAUUCCAAACACCUAUAAUCUUUUAUUCAUAUCUUGAUUCUUGAUGUUAUUGUAUACAUUUGCGGGGGUGGUUUGCAUAGUUUGUUGCAGUGGCCAGUGGUAGCCUUUCGUUGAAAAUUUGUUAGCAAAAAUUAA
Molecule: messenger RNA, 1342 nt
Organism: Chenopodium quinoa (quinoa)
Lineage: Eukaryota; Viridiplantae; Streptophyta; Magnoliopsida; Caryophyllales; Amaranthaceae
Product: RNA polymerase-associated protein LEO1-like
Exons: 6
Coding region: 292-1095 (267 amino acids)
Source: RefSeq, a predicted model, not a curated record